UAUAUUAAUAUUUAAAAUAAUUAUAAUUUAUAUUAAAAUUUUGUCGAUAGAAUUUUAAAAAAUUAUUAUUACUAAUAGUUAUGAUAACCAUAAAAAUGACUUCUACCAAUUAUUUUACCAUGCAGUUAUAGUCACAAGUGCCAAAUAUACUAUUUUUACUUAAUACGCAAUUUUUAUUUCAAUUUAUAAAUCAUUUCAAAUUAUUUCGCAGCCCUGCACUGAAAGAAAAAUAAUAUUCAGAAUUAUCAUGACAUAAUAAAAAAAAUGUUGCAACAUUUCAGUAACAUUUACCAUAAAAAUAAUAUGCCAAACUUCUUUUAUCAUGCCAUUACAUAGUUCCAAAUAUGAUACAUUUUUUCUCUCAGUGCAAGGCAGUGUGGAAAGUCUUUUCAAAACAAUCCACUCGAAAACUUUUCUCGUACAAGUCGCCGCGAAUUCUCCGCCGGGAACGUUCGAGACGGGGUUGCGAACUCCGUACUCCCGGUAGGUCGUCGCGUCUAUAACGUUGGUAUUCACACGCUCGUGCGUUUCUGCGCGCAGCACCGUCAGCGGCGGAAUGCAGAUGAGUACAGGUUGCACUUCGGUGCAUUACACAGGCGCGCGCGAGACGUAGGUACGCCUUGGGUCUUUUUUUUUUUGCGUUGCGUCGGAAAGAAACACGCGAAGAAUUCGAGCGCGCAGAAAAACCCGACGCUCCGCGCGACUCGUUGCGUAAGAGGAAGUUCACGAAGUUUACGUAUGCACGCGGUUAAGUGUUGCGCAUUGCGAAACCCUUGAAAAAGCUCUUCUGAUCGUCAACACGACGAGUCGCCUAUAUAGCCGUCGGUCGGUCGGUUUUAGCUGGAAUUCAGCUUGCUCAUUCCUCAUCGAUCGACGCUUGUUGCCGAUCAUAAUUCAUCCCGUUUUCCAUCCGAGGAUGCGCGUCGGUAAGCAUAAUCGUAUUUUUAUUCCAAGGCUGCACAAUUCAUUAUUGCCAUCUAAGUAAACACUUCUUUAAUACAAUGUGUCUAUAAAGAAAAAAAAAAAAAAACUCGACUCGAUUGGUGCAGCGUGCGAACACACUCGAUACAACGAGCCGCCGCCGUCUUCAGCCCAUAUGUUUGCGACUUGGAAAAACUUUUGAAAAUUUUAGAAGAGAAAAGAUUCUUUUUCGGUUCUUCUUCGCUGUAUUUCUUCAGCUUUUUCUUUCUUUCGACAUAAUGUCAUAGGUAUUAUCUUCUACGUCAACGGUUUCGAGAUCGCUAAUGAAUAAGUGAUUUAUCAGUGAAGUUGUUACAGUUUCACUUUUCUGCUUUUUUUUCAAAAGAAAACGGAAAUAUUUUUCCCUCAAUUUUAUUUUUCUAUAGUAUUAAAAAUACACCAAUUGUCUUUAUAAAAAACGUCGCAAAUUUUGAUGACUAAAAGAUUCAGUUCCACAAAACAAUAGACAGUGCUCCAAAUUGGAAAUUAGACCUUAAAUGUUUUUUUUUUAUAUAUUAAUGUAAUUAUAUUUAUAUAUAUUUAUACAAAGUGUCUCUGGAUUUUCCAUACAAAUUUUAAUAGUAUGUUCUAUAAGCUUGAAAUAAGAAGAAAUACUGUAUAAGAAUAGGUUUGAAAAUAUUUUAUAAAAAAUGUGCUAUAGCAAAAGUAUAAACUGUGCCAUAGAUAAUUUUUCACUAAGUUUGCAUUUUAAAAUGUUUAUGUCCACAUCAGUACAAAUUUAGCAUCGAUAUAAUAUUGAAUUUAUCACUGUGUAGAAAUUUCGUGUCAAUUUUAUUUAAUUUCUACAGUCGCGUCGAUGUAAUUCUUCAUAUAUUAGUUCAUCUCUUGACACGACUUAUGUUCGAUAAACUUUGUUUUUUAUUAUUCUUCACAAACAGAAGUCUAGCAAUGUUUACAUAGCUAAAACCGUACUGAACGGAUAGCAUUUUGAAAUGCAAACUAAUGUAAAAAACUUUUUUUUACAAAUUGUAUAAUUUGAUUAUAACUUUUUAAUAGAACAUUUUGGAAUUUGUGUUUAUGUAAUAUUUUUUUCUUAUAAUAUUUUAAUAUAUCAAACAUACUUUUAAAACUUGCACGAAAAAUCCAAGAACACUGUACAUAAAUACUGCAUACAUAAAACUACUUAUACUUGAUCUUUUAAUUUAGAAAAGCAUUUAAGAUCGGAGUAAUUCCAAUAAUUGGGACACUAUCAGAUAAUUAGCUUAUUUAUAAAUGUCAAGCUUGUGUGUGCAAAGCAAACUAGGAAAAUUAAAAGGCCAAGGAAUGAGGGAAAUAAAGAAUUAAUUAAAAUAAAAGACUAAAAUUUAAUAUUAAAAUAGUCAAAUCCCAGAGUCAUUUCAAUGACUCAAAUUAGAGAAGCAGUUGUGAAAAUCAGUAAAGCGUAUAAAUAUGAAUACUAAGAAAAAAAGCGAGUGUACGUGUGCAUGUGAAAAUCGCGCAAAAAUAAAAUACAGAUUAAAAUUCGGAAUUAAAACAGCAAAUAAACGUUAUUUAUUUAUCAGUAAUGAUAAAUAAAAUUCGCGCUUGCACGAAAACAAUGUAAGACAUCACGUUAUGUACAGUACAUAGUAGUGUGCAAAAGCGAUGCAAGUGAUACCGGGCGAAAUAUGAUCAACUCCACGUAUUAUUUUUGAGCUAAACAAUUAUUGAAAGCCUUCGGUAUAAUCAAGCGGUAAAUUAAGCGGUAAAUUAUACCGCUGCGAGUUGCCGUGACAUACACAGAGUAUAUACGAGUUUGCCGGCAGCAUGUGUGUAUCCUGCUCACGUCAAGUGGCGAGUAAACAAACAUUUUUAUUCACAUGGCCGCGCUUGCACGAUUUCUCGCGAUCGUUUCACAACGCGGUAUCGACGACGGCAUAAAAGUUCCGCCUUGCGUAAAACAACGCGGCGAUUCUUCUUGCGAAGAUGCAUUCCGAAACUCGUCGCAGAUGUCCGGCUGACCUUUCUCACCUCCAGGUCCUCUCUCUCCCGGCCCCCUCGUCUCGUGCGGCAAGUGCGAAAUUGAAAGAUAUCGAUAUCUCCUCCCCCCCCCUCCCUCCGGCUGACCUUUCCCAACUUCUUGGCUCUCUCGCGCUCUCGCUUCUCGAUGGUGCCAGGUGCGAAAUCAUUCAACGCGCCGUGAAGGCGAUUUCCGAAAGAACGCACUCGCGCUUGGAUCGGCGAUAUCGAAAUUCCAUUCGGAAGGCAUCGAUACGGUGAUAACGUAACGCAGACGUGCGAGAAGUUGUGUGUGGCACAUGAAACUCUUGCCUUAUAUCGGAUUAUAGACGAAACGUUAAGUUCUAAUCGUUCCGGUUUCUGAGUGUUUUAAAAACGUCUUACGAUAAUUGAAUAUUGUGUAUCACAUAAAAUGUAAUGUGAUUCUCUUACUCUCGUGUAUCUGAAAUUUUUUAAGUUGCGAAAAAGUUAUAAAAGUGUUCCAUAUAAAGUGACGACAUUUCAAGGACGCAUAAAAAUUGUGUAGAAAUGACAUGGCAAACAAUGAUGAUAUUUUAUGCGCUGUGAUUCAACAUAGGAUGGUACCGAAGCUAUUGUGUGUCAUCUUUCAGAUACAAAUUCCAACUUUUUUUCCUGAUAAGCCGUCGGCUUCGGGUCAUCCAGCCGCCCUUAAUUCCACGGACGGUCGAUUCCGGGAUUCCUCUUCAAUGAUUACGCGAAUGAGGAUCAACGGUGACUUAGUGACAAUUCCUGUUGGUAACAUGCGACGACAUGCCAGCGUCCAUCGCCGCGUCCGUUCUUCCAGGAACCGAACGAGGGAGAGCCGUCCAGUUCCGCGAAAAAAGUAUGCCCGGAAAACAAUUUCAAUAAUUCGGAUAGACGUGAGAAAAGCGGUGCGAAGAUCAUCCUGUGAAUUGUCCCAUGAAUUAUCUCAAAUAUUUCUUUUCAAAGAUAAGCUGAAGGAAUUCUUUACCAGAAGAAGCGAAGGAAGAUAUUUAACAGCACAGAAUGAUGGGACGAAAAUUUUCCUCCGAGAUCAGAUAGGCCAUGACCAGCGCAGGGUGCAUCUGGUUUUCUAAUUGCAAUUAACGUGAAAAAAGUUAAGAGUAAAUUAAAAAUAAAAUAAUGUGAUACAAUAUUUCAUGAAAUAAAAGGGAGUGCCCUUUCUUGAUCGAAGCUUGUUGCUUAAUAUUUUUAUAUAAAUUAUUAAAUAUUUUUUAUAUAAAU
Molecule: messenger RNA, 4146 nt
Organism: Monomorium pharaonis (pharaoh ant)
Lineage: Eukaryota; Metazoa; Arthropoda; Insecta; Hymenoptera; Formicidae
Exons: 4
Coding region: 3453-3998 (181 amino acids)
Source: RefSeq, a predicted model, not a curated record